AUGUUCCAGAUCCUCACAAUGCUGCUGCUGGAAACGCAGCUCUAUGUGGUUUCAGGUGAGAGAGAAUUGUUUACAGUUGAAGUUCCUCAACAGCUAUACGUUGUGGAGUAUGGGAGCAACGUGACCAUGGAAUGCAGAUUCCCUGUGAAUGGCUCAUUAAACCUAGGACUCCUAACUGUUGUUUGGGAGCAAAAAAGGCAGGGCCAGUUGAAAUCAAAAGGGGUUUACACACUCCGCAAUGGGAAGGCGUUUGCUCCAUCCCAACACCAUGAUUACAUAGGAAGAGCAGCACUUCUGCACAGUGAACUGAAAUUGGGACGAGCUAUCCUCCAGAUCACCAGCGUGAAGAUCACAGACGCGGGAUCAUACCUUUGUCUCAUUGACUACCAGGGCGUGGACUACAAGUACAUUACUUUGGAAGUAAAAGCAUCUUACAAGAGAAUAAACACUCAAGUAAUGAGAAAACCAGGUGAAGACAAGGUUGUUUUAAUGUGCCAGUCGGAAGGCUUUCCUCUGGCAGAGGUUUUCUGGCAAAAUGAGAACUUCAAUCUCAGUGGAUCUGCAAAUACCACCUAUACACUGACUGCAGACGGCCUCUAUAAUGUCACCAGCAUCCUGACGUUCAAACCAAACAUUAGUGAGAAUUACAGCUGUGUGUUCUGGAAUAAAGAACUGAACGGAAAAACUUCAGCUCACAUUUCCACUUUAGCUUUAAUGAGUAACCAGUAUAGCGGACAAAAAUCCCUGAUCUUAUUUAUCGUCCCCAUGUGUGUGAUGGUAGCUGUCCUUUCCUCUGCACUAAUAAUCUUUCAAAAAAGAAAAUCACUCAAGAAUGAGCAACCCAGAAAAGACAGAAAAAGAAAACUGGACCCUAACAUGAAAGAUGAGAACAGAGAUGAUUUUAACUCUCAAACUGAGGCUUUAUACAUGUCAACUGUCACAGCUUCGAGAGACAGUGGGAGUGUGGUUCUGUGA
This is a messenger RNA of Charadrius vociferus (killdeer), 975 nucleotides long. RefSeq names its product programmed cell death 1 ligand 2 (gene PDCD1LG2). The transcript has 6 exons. Gene Ontology annotation, cellular component: external side of plasma membrane. Lineage: Eukaryota; Metazoa; Chordata; Aves; Charadriiformes; Charadriidae. Gene Ontology annotation, biological process: negative regulation of T cell proliferation; immune response; positive regulation of T cell proliferation. The record is from RefSeq and is a predicted model, not a curated record. The coding region runs from base 1 to 975 and encodes 324 amino acids.